AUGGUGUUGUUCGGAAGCACCGUGACGAAAGGUGGCGGCGGUGCAAUUUGCCACGUACAGUCGGGCCCAAUGGCAUAUGGAGCGCUGCACUAUUACAUAUGGCGUAACGGGGAACUUGGAAGACCGACGCUUGAUCAAGCUUUAAGCUCAACCAUACUAUCAACUGAUCCGUUCCAGGCACCUGCCAUCCUGGACACCAUAGCGGAGGCCUUUUUUGUUGACGACGCGAGCGUCGGAGUUAAAUUUCACGAGAAAUUGGUGUCGACUGUCGAGGAUCGUCCGGACGAGAGGGAGCUUCCAGUUGCUAUGGUUGCUCUCGCAGGAACAGCGGUGCGCAGUGUCAUCAUGCAAUAUUCAUCCGAAAAAUACGACCGUGAUUUUAAUUGUGAAUUAUAUAGCGGGAUCUACAAAACACUCGUAGGUAUCCUGAACGGUAUCUUUGACACUAGUGAGCGCAAGUACCACGUACUGAUGAAUUCUGUCUAUAAAACUGUUUAUGGCUCCAAGGCCAACGUGGUGUGCGAUCUCGAGACGGACGAGGCGUUGAUGUUCCUUGACAUCGAUGCAAUGCCAGAGUCGGAGGAGUACGUAGUAGGUGACGAGCGCUAG
Suillus plorans is the source of this 609-nucleotide messenger RNA. RefSeq lists its product as uncharacterized. NCBI's taxonomy places the organism in Eukaryota, Fungi, Basidiomycota, Agaricomycetes, Boletales, Suillaceae. The transcript is spliced from 4 exons. The record is from RefSeq and is a predicted model, not a curated record. Bases 1 to 609 code for a protein of 202 amino acids.